Messenger RNA from Teleopsis dalmanni, 784 nucleotides. RefSeq names its product 60S ribosomal protein L15 (gene RpL15). Gene Ontology annotation, molecular function: RNA binding; structural constituent of ribosome. The transcript has 3 exons. Lineage: Eukaryota; Metazoa; Arthropoda; Insecta; Diptera; Diopsidae. Gene Ontology annotation, biological process: cytoplasmic translation. Bases 128 to 742 code for a protein of 204 amino acids. The record is from RefSeq and is a predicted model, not a curated record. Gene Ontology annotation, cellular component: ribosome; cytosolic large ribosomal subunit.
AAAAUGUAUCGAUGAAUAAAAAGAUGCAGAGGUGAGCUAGUAGCAACUAACUUCACGACUUUCCUUUCUUUUUUAGUAGUUGUGGGGAAUAGAAGUGCUCUUCGGAGGUCUAUUCCAAGUAUUCAAAAUGGGUGCAUAUCGUUAUAUGCAGGAACUGUAUAGAAAGAAACAAAGCGAUGUGUUAAGGUAUUUGCUUCGUAUCCGAGUUUGGCAGUAUCGUCAAUUGACUAAGCUUCACUCCUCCCCCCGACCAACCAGACCAGAUAAGGCUAGACGCCUUGGUUAUCGCGCUAAGCAAGGAUAUGUUAUUUAUAGAAUAAGAGUUCGUCGUGGAGGUCGCAAACGUCCGGUACCUAAAGGAUGCACAUAUGGCAAACCUAAAAGUCAUGGUGUUAACGAGUUGAAGCCUUAUCGCGGCUUGCAGUCAAUUGCGGAAGAACGUGUGGGUCGUCGUUUAGGUGGAUUAAGAGUGCUGAACUCUUAUUGGGUAGCUCAAGAUGCAUCUUACAAAUAUUUUGAAGUUAUACUAAUUGAUACCCAUCAUAGUGCUAUUCGUCAUGAUGCCAAGAUAAAUUGGAUUUGCAAACAUGUUCACAAACACCGCGAAUUGCGAGGUCUUACUUCAGCCGGAAAGAGCUCACGUGGUAUUGGAAAGGGUUACAGAUACUCCCAAACUAUUGGUGGAUCCCGUCGUGCAGCCUGGAAACGUAAGAAUCGUCUUGAUUUGCACAGAAAACGCUAAAUGUAUUUAUUUAAUUAUUUAAUAAAUACAGAAAUCCAAAGA